This is a messenger RNA of Spodoptera litura, 951 nucleotides long. Lineage: Eukaryota; Metazoa; Arthropoda; Insecta; Lepidoptera; Noctuidae. The record is from RefSeq and is a predicted model, not a curated record.
AUGGAUACCCAUACAGAGUCACCACCAUGCCGCUGUGAAUUUGUGUACGAUUGGUUAGAGAAACACCAGCCAUAUUUUGACAAUCCUGAAUUAACAUACAAUCUUAACCUCGACUGUCCACAACUAGUGUUGGAUUCGGGAGCACAACCUGCAGCUGUUACGCAUUGUGGACCUACAAGGAAGAGGAGAGAGAAGCACUCGAAAUAUAAAUCAACACCCUUAUUUUACAAACCUAAACUGUUUACAAAAGAACCAGAAUAUUCUGAAGAAGAAUUAGAAUAUUCUGAUUCCUCUUCGGAAUAUUCCGAGGAGUCAGAAUCCUCUGAAAAAGAGACAGUAUCCUCUAAAGAAAAGUCGGAACCUUCAGAAGUAGAGACAAUGUCGUCAGAAGAAAAAUCAAAGGGGUCCGAAGUAAAAUCAAAGUCUUCUGAAGAAGAUAAUCGAUUUUUUAAAGUUGACCUACAAGGUUUUGAACAAGAAACCAUAGAUUUUGAAGAGCAGGCCCCAUACUUUGGAGAAGAAAUAGAAACAGCUGAAGAACAAUACCCAUUUUUGGAAAUAGGGACAACAUACGUAGGACAACAGCCCCAAUAUUUGGAUCCUGGACCGGCCUACUUAGAUCAACAACCCGAAUAUUUGGGAUUAGGUCAACCACAUUUUGAACAGCAGACCCAAAAUUGGGAACCUUACUAUGAACAACAAAUCCCAUAUUUGGGCCCAGAUCAAGAAUAUUAUCAAGAAUCACCUGAACCACUAGACCAAACUGGGCAUUUUGAACAACAGAUCCCAUAUAAUACGGAACCAGUGGAAUACUAUGGACAACAGACCACAUAUUACACGCCAGUGCCGCCGUAUUAUACACUUAUACCAUUUUAUUAUGGGCCCACCGACUUCCAAGGUGGAGCAGUGCCCAAUUACAGUAGCCAUAAUCAACACAUGCAAUAUGAAUAA